Messenger RNA from Oikopleura dioica, 837 nucleotides. NCBI's taxonomy places the organism in Eukaryota, Metazoa, Chordata, Appendicularia, Copelata, Oikopleuridae. The record is from the annotation of a GenBank genome assembly.
AUGGGAUCCGUCGGGACAAAUUUUUCAUUUGGACGAUCCGAGUUUGACUCCAUCGUUCCCGGAACUCCACAGAUCAUCCGAACAGACUCGAACUUUGGACGAAUAGUAAGUGUGAUCGAGCAGCACUGCUUGGACCUGGUGGUGGACUCUAAUUAUCCACAAGCCGAAGAAUGCGCGGAGAUAAACGAUACGACCAACGCGCAAGCCUGGCAAAUAACAGAAAAUAACCAAGUGAGAUAUCUUGACAUUGACCAGGAACUCGGUUACGACGACUUUUUCGUCUGCCUUCAUGCUUUUGGAGAUAAAGACGAUAACACCGGAUUCGUGCGUGUACGCGAGUGCCCAUCAGAAUCUGACGACGACUACUUUAACUCGCAGUGGGACUUCACGUUCAAAAAUGGCGACCCGCUGCAAUUUCGGUUGCGUAACACUGCCGUCGACAUGUGUUUAGGAGAUGACGUUGUUCAGGUGAAAGCAGGCAAACCCGGCAAGCCCGGCCCUGCCCGAGUAAGAAGCACCUGGUCACUGGUCGAGUGCGACUCAGCUCCCUGGUGGCAGUUCCUCCAUCUCUUUGAAAACUGGAAAAUUGACGAACGACUGUGCAAGGUUGCGGGAGAUCCGGAAUCUUGCCUAGCAUACAAGAGUAAUGGGAAGGAUUUCGGCGGAGGAGAGAUCUUGGACCUGAAAGUGGAAGAUCUCGACUUGAACACCCUAGACCUUCCCGAAGACUACGAUCAUGAUCAGCUUCAAGAACUCAUUGAGCAAUACAAAGACGCGUUCGCCUACUACUACACAUAUCAGUUUGACGACUACGACUAUGCUGGAUACGACGGAUAA